AUGGUGUUCAGCAUGAGGGAGAUUUACACCUUCACCCACGGGGCCGAGACGGCGGCGAAGCUGAUGGGGUCGACGCCGGAGGACCAGAUCUUGAUCCGGACCUCCGAUUCUUUCUCGGGCCUGCUCCUGUUCGCGAUCGGGUUCAUCCUGUUCAUGGUUUCGUUCGUCAGGGACCGGGAUUUCCAGACCUUUUUCGCCAAAGGUUGCACGGUGCUCCACGUUUUCAUGGCGAUGUGGAGGGUUUACUUCGGGACGAGGGUGGAGGCUCUGGCCUGGGACGGGCUCCGGCAGACAGUUGGCGAUUUCUUGCUGGCUCUGUCCUGGGUUUUCUUUCUCGUUUAUUCGUGGAGAGAAAAGUAUGAUUAG
Messenger RNA from Linum tenue, 366 nucleotides. The record is from the annotation of a GenBank genome assembly. Lineage: Eukaryota; Viridiplantae; Streptophyta; Magnoliopsida; Malpighiales; Linaceae.